UAUCUUCAAAAAUAAUACUUUCUGCUUUUAAUAUUUUUUCCAUAAGUAGUAGGAAAGUUCUUAUAUAUACCCCUUAACCUUCCAACUCUCAUUAUUCAAACCCCACAAUAGACUAAACUCUUCAAACCAAACCCAAGUUAUUCUCACCUCCCCCAAAUCCACCAUUCCAUUCUUCUUUCUCUCUCUAUCUCUAUCUCUAUCUCUAUCUAAUUCACGGAUCUUUUGAGAAAUAAUGGAGGCAAGUAGCAUGGACGAAAGUUCUUCAACAAGUGAUUCUCAAGUUAGCACUACCCUUCCUCCAAUGAUAGUCCGCAACAUGAUGAUGGUCCCUUCCGCUCCCUUACCCACCAAGGCAUCCGCUACGGCGGGUAGCCUAUGUCGCAUGGGGAGUGGCACAAGUGUUAUCAUCGAUUCCGAAAACGGAAUCGAGGCCGAGUCGAGGAAGUUGCCUUCAUCUAAAUACAAGGGAGUCGUCCCACAGCCUAACGGCAGGUGGGGUGCUCAAAUCUACGAGAAACACCAACGUGUGUGGCUCGGCACCUUCAAUGAAGAAGACGAGGCAGCACGCGCUUACGACGUCGCCGCCCAACGUUUCAGGGGCCGUGAUGCGGUUACUAACUUCAAGCCUCUUUCAUCAGAGGAUGAACUCGGGGCUGCCGAGUUGAGGUUUUUAAACUCUCGGUCUAAGGCCGAGGUAGUUGACAUGCUUAGAAAACAUACUUACCUUGAUGAGCUCCAACAAAGCAGGCGUAAUUUUAAAGGUGAUGUUUGUAAUAACUUUGGAGAAAAAGGAUUAUUACAUUCCUCAUCCGACAAAUCCAAAUCCUCCGGUAAUAAUAAUGACGGAGGGUUUGGUCGUGAGCAGCUUUUUGAGAAAGUUGUAACUCCAAGUGAUGUAGGGAAAUUGAAUAGGUUAGUCAUCCCAAAGCAGCACGCUGAGAAACACUUCCCACUCCAAGGGAGUAAUAGUACUACUACUACUACUACAACUAGUAAUACUACUAAUACUCUAGUUGGUAGCGGGUCAAAAGGCGUGUUGCUAAAUUUUGAGGAUGUGAAUCAGAAGGUGUGGAGAUUCAGAUACUCGUACUGGAAUAGUAGUCAGAGUUACGUGCUAACAAAAGGAUGGAGUCGUUUUGUUAAGGAGAAGUCUCUUAAAGCUGGAGAUAUAGUAAGCUUUCAGAGAUCUACUGGACCUGAUAGGCAGCUUUACAUUGAUUACAAACAAAGGAGUAUUAGUGUUGAAUGUACUCCGGUGGAUGUACGUGCAGCAGGACAAAUGAUACGGUUGUUUGGAGUGGAUAUAUGUAAACUUCCGAUUUCGGUGGCGGAAGUGACGGUGAAUGUGAAUGGAAAAAGGUUGAGGGAAAUGGAGUUGUUGGCUAUGGAGUCAAGUAGCAAGAAGCAGAUGGUUGUUGCCGCCUUGUGACGUAAAUCUCAUUUUGUUUUUUGUUUUUGUUUUUUAAUUUCUAAUUUGCUUUUGUUAAUUAGUUGUUUAAUGUGGAGAUAGGUGUAGGGUGCAGGUGGUGCAAGUUGCAAUUUGUAAAUUAGUUUUAUAACAAUCACAAACAAAAAAAAAAGGCAAGAAGAAGAAAAUAGACAAAAAGUAAAAAAAAACAGCUGAAGAGAGCUGGUUAUUUUUCAUGUAAACUUCAAAAAAACAGUAUGAAAGGAACGAAAGUUCAAAAGCAAUGGGAAAACUCUCCAUCAUCCUUUUUGUG
Molecule: messenger RNA, 1721 nt
Organism: Beta vulgaris subsp. vulgaris (sugar beet)
Lineage: Eukaryota; Viridiplantae; Streptophyta; Magnoliopsida; Caryophyllales; Amaranthaceae
Product: AP2/ERF and B3 domain-containing transcription factor RAV1
Exons: 1
Coding region: 233-1429 (398 amino acids)
Biological process (GO): regulation of DNA-templated transcription
Molecular function (GO): DNA-binding transcription factor activity; DNA binding
Source: RefSeq, a predicted model, not a curated record